AUGUUGGAGCGGUGGCCAAAGGCUAAGAGAUCGGGGUCGCGUGGCGAGACGUCCAAGGAGCUGUCGGAGCAGGGCCAUGCCACCGUCACUGCCAAGGGAUCCGGCGUGCCGCGGUCCAGCGAGCAGGAAAGGUGCGCCGAGAUGCCAGCGACAUCGGCACAACAUCGGUCGGUGGUGGCGGCGUUAUGCUACGCCGCAGUGGCCGGGUCCGAGACCAGCCCAUCGACUAGCGCCGUGCCUGCGAAGGAGCCCAUGAAGACGUCGAGCCCAAAUACCCCGCUGGACUACGGCGUCGGUGGGUCCGGCGCGCCGUCGAGCGCGGACGACGCGGCGCUGGUGCGGUCGUAG
This is a messenger RNA of Miscanthus lutarioriparius, 348 nucleotides long. NCBI's taxonomy places the organism in Eukaryota, Viridiplantae, Streptophyta, Magnoliopsida, Poales, Poaceae. The record is from the annotation of a GenBank genome assembly.